Molecule: messenger RNA, 1124 nt
Organism: Sturnus vulgaris (Common starling)
Lineage: Eukaryota; Metazoa; Chordata; Aves; Passeriformes; Sturnidae
Source: RefSeq, a predicted model, not a curated record
CGGAGGAGAUCCGGGAAAACAAUGAAUCUGUUUGUGGAGGUUCUCCUGUUCCUGGUCACGCUCCUCUACUCCUACCUGGAGGCUUUUGUGAAGCUCUUCGCCAUUUGCAGUGAUAGAAGGGUGGAAACAGGAUUUCUGACUUCUCAUUUGUUCUUUUUCUCUUCCUGCAGCUCAAGCAAGUUUGCUGCAGUUGGAUUCCAUAAAGCUCUGACAGAGGAGCUGGCUGCCCUGGGAAAGGAUGGAAUAAAAACAACUUGCCUUUGUCCAGUUUUUAUCAACACUGGAUUUGUCAAAAACCCCAGUGCAAGGCUUGGAAAGAUUUUGGAGGUUGAAGAAGUUGUAGAAACUCUGAUGGAAGGAAUAGUGACCAACCAGAAAAUGGUUUUUGUUCCACCACAGCUGAACAUUGCUUUGCUUUCUGAAUUGGUAUUUCCAGAACGUGCCCUGAACCUUCUGAAGAAGAUGACCACUCCAAAGUUUGAUGCAGUCAUUGGGCAGAGAAGCAGUCAGUGAAAAGCAAGAAUUGAUUGUCAUUUCCCAGAGGCUCCAGUGAAAACAGAACAUGUGCUGAGCAGAGUUCAGCUGGCUUGAUUCAGAACAGAGCUCAGGCAGGUGCUCCCAGGCCACCAUUCCCAGGCACACCUAAGGGCUUAUCCCACACCUGCAGCUGGAACACACCUGUAUAACAGGGAGUGUUAGCAAAGCAGAGAUGCAGCUCUAGAAGGGCUGCUCUGUCUCAUUGUGCUGAGGCAGGCAGGAUGCCCACAAAGCCUGUGUUUGGGACAGCACAGCUGCCUGAUUGAGUGCAAAGGGAUUGCUUCAGAACAUGUUAAUCUGGACUCUUCCCUGAGCAAAAGCAUCUUGCAAGAAGCAAUUUAUAGAGGAGAUGGGUGGCCUGUUUCAUCUCACUUCAUAAUAUUAAGUUUUAAAAAAAUGUGCUCUAAUGAACACUUACAGUUUCGUGUGUGUUUGUAAUGAGCAUUAUUGAAUUAUUUGUAUUAUUGAAAUACUACAAUUAUUUGUAUUAUUGUUUGUAAUGUAAUGCCUAAUUACAACAUUUAUCAAUUAUGCAUUAGCACCAUCAACACUCCAUAUUACAAAUAAAUACAUUUUUCUAACCCAAA